AUUUAUUAUAUGGGUGACUGCUGCUGAACAGAAAGAAAGGAAGAUCCUCCAGUAGACCUUGGAGAUAGGAAAAGAAAAGACAAAGAUAAGUCUAAAAAGUCUCAGAAAAAUGGAACAGAAGAGUCUGAGGGUGUUCCUCCUCCUAAAAUGUUUGGAAAGAAACAGAAUCUAAAAGAAGUUCUUGAUAAAAAAUUGAGAGAGAUCACAGGUAUUACUGAAGAAGAAGCUGCUAUAAAUAAUUAUUUAAAGAAAACUACAGAAACUGCUCAAAGAGAAUGGAUCGAUAAGAGAAUGGGAGAUUGUAGCAGAACGAAUUCUUUGAGCCAAAAAGAUCAAGUGGCAGGAGCUAAAGGGAAGGCUGGUCAUUCGCAAAGAGGAAAUACCAACAAAGAGAAAAAGAGAAAGCUGAAAUCUCGCCAUUUCGAAGAAAUAAUAUCUAGCAAAGAGGUGGCGGAAACUAAACCAACAAAAAAUGAGGAAGCUCAAGCUUCUACCCCAAUCAAUAUUUCAUUUGAAAAGUCAGUUUCAGACUCCUCAGAGUACAAUGACUACCAAAUCUCUAUAAAGGACGGAAACUCUGACGCUCAGAUGCCUGAAGGCGUAGAAUUUGUUGACCAUGAAGAGGAUGUAGGGGAGGAAGAAGGGGAUGAAGAGAAGAGCUGGAGUAUAGGGGAGGGUGCAGAGGUGGUUGAGUUUGAGUCGAUGGGGGAGGGGAAGCUGAAGGAGGGAGAUUUGGAGAGGUUGGAGGAACAGAAGGAGUUUGGAAAUGGUUCUUUGGAUAAGGUAGAGGGAUUGAAAGAAAGGCUUGGGGAAGGUUAUGGUCAAGAUCAUUGUUAUAUUGGUGAUGCGGAUAAUGAUCAAGUAUAUGAUCAUGACCAAAAUAAUUAUAAAGAUAGCGACCAAGAUAGCGACCAAGAUUGCAACCAAGAUAGCAACCAAGAUAGCCACCAAGAUAGCAACCAAGAUAGCAACCAAGAUAGCAAUCAAGAUAGCGACCAAGAUAGCAAUCAAGAUAGCGACCAAAAUAUCAAUCAAGACAACGAUCAAGAUAACAAUCAAGAUCAUGAUCAAGCAAAUAUCCUAUCUAAAGUGAAUGUAUUCUCUUCUACAGAGCAUCGUCAAUGAGUUGAAAGAGAAGAUAUCCCAAAAUUUGAAUACAAUGAGCUUCCUAGCGACCAUGAAGAAGAAAAAGAAUUAAUGGAUUCUUCAGCUGAACCCGAGCUGUAUUGCAAUGAUAAAUCUGAAACACCUUCACCCUCUAACCAAUACCACGUAGUUGAAGAAAGUAAAGAAACUCCUCUUGAAAAAGAGCAAUCUAAGAGUGAUUCAAUGUCCAUUAGUGAUGACGAUAACCCACAAAUUUCUCUUAACACGAAAGCUGAAGGAGUGAGGAAAACAAUGACUUUCUUAGGCUCAUCUUAUCUCAGAACUAACACCCUCCAACUUUUUAGGGAUUCUAGUUCCAAAGAGAUGAUGGAUCAGCAAGAUGGAAAUAUCAACAGAUCCUCUACUAAGAACGAUCAGCUAUUAUUAGAGGGAAAGAAGCAAAAAGAUUUCUCUGGCUUAAAACUUAAAAGUGAGAAUCGUGGCAAAAGACUUAAAUCUGGAAGAAAGACUUUCUAUCACUAA
Moneuplotes crassus is the source of this 1629-nucleotide messenger RNA. NCBI's taxonomy places the organism in Eukaryota, Ciliophora, Spirotrichea, Euplotida, Euplotidae. The record is from the annotation of a GenBank genome assembly.